Cornus florida is the source of this 3229-nucleotide messenger RNA. Its product is annotated as cytokinin riboside 5'-monophosphate phosphoribohydrolase LOG1-like. The record is from RefSeq and is a predicted model, not a curated record. Bases 233 to 1015 code for a protein of 260 amino acids. Gene Ontology annotation, molecular function: hydrolase activity, hydrolyzing N-glycosyl compounds. Gene Ontology annotation, biological process: cytokinin biosynthetic process. NCBI's taxonomy places the organism in Eukaryota, Viridiplantae, Streptophyta, Magnoliopsida, Cornales, Cornaceae. Gene Ontology annotation, cellular component: cytosol; nucleus. The transcript has 6 exons.
GAGAGAGAGAUGGUCUAGUGACUCGUGUUGGGCUCCUAUCCAACAUUUUAGACGAGAGGGGAUGUUUGGAACAAAACGAAUCAUGAUAUUCUAAAGCAGGGGUGUCGGCUUAUGUUCCACUCAUACUACCAAUAUUUUCUUUUCUCCAUUUCCUUUCCUCCCUUUUUCUCCCUCCCUCUCCCUCUCUCUCUCUCUCUCUCUCUCUCUCUCUCUGCAUAAACUUCUUGGAAAUAUGGAUAAAAAUGAAGGGAAAUCUACAAAAGACGAAAACAAGAGAAGGUUUAAGAGAAUUUGUGUCUUCUGUGGUAGCAGAGCAGGAUACAAGUCAGCUUUUAGUGAUGCAGCUCUUGAGCUUGGCAAACAGAUGGUGGAGAGAAAGAUAAAUUUGGUUUAUGGUGGAGGGAGUUUUGGUCUAAUGGGGUUGAUCUCUAGAACUGUUUUUGAUGGUGGUUGCCAUGUUUUUGGGUAUAUUUCAAAAUUUUGCCACAAUAAUCUAUGGUUUUGUUUUAUAUAUAUAUUUAGGUUAACUAACAAAAUUUACAUAUAUAUCUUCAUCUUUUUCUUGUAUAGAGUAAUUCCUAAAGCUCUUUUGCCGCAUGAGAUAUCAGGAGAGACCAUUGGAGAAGUUAAAACAGUUGCAGACAUGCACCAGAGGAAGUCAGAGAUGGCAAAAAAUGCAGAUGCUUUCAUAGCACUUCCCGGGGGAUAUGGAACAAUGGAAGAAUUAUUGGAGAUGAUAACUUGGUCUCAGUUGGGAAUUCAUGAGAAACCAGUGGGGCUGUUAAAUGUAGAUGGGUACUAUAAUAGCUUGCUUGCAUUAUUUGAUAAAGGAGUGGAGGAAGGUUUCAUAGAAGAUUCAGCAAGACAUAUUGUGCUCUCAGCUGAUACGGCAGAGGAGUUAAUCAAGAAAAUGGAGGAGUAUGCCCCAAUACAUGACAGAGUUGCGCCCAGAGAAAGUUGGGAAGUGGACCAAUUAUUAGAGUCUACCAGAAGUGGAGAGGACCUAAGAACUUAGAUUUUAAUCACCUUGUAUGUAUAUGUUUGUGUGUGUAUAUAUAUAUAUAUAUAUGUAUGUAUGUAUAUAACAUCUUUGUUGGUUAAGUUGGUUCAGUUCCAUUUUAAUCAGAAGAAAAAGACAGCCAAGAGGUAUUCUUCCAAUCUCUCUCUCUCUCUCUCACACACACACACUUGGUGGGUUAGUCUGUAAAGAUUCCAUGUCUUAAUCACCCACUAGUUUGAAAUUUCUAUAUAAAUCAAUUGAAAGUACUUGAUAUUACUUUUGUUAAUUGUUUCUCCAUCUAUGUAUUGGCCAUUGACCAUGUCAAAGGAGCAUUUUUUGUGAGUUGGGACAAGGUGGGCUGUGAAAAAGUUAAGAAAAUGAUAGAUUGCUCUUUUCAUGUUGUUUUAUUUUUUUUUCUUUGGAUUAAAGUCUUGAGAGGUUAAUUAAGUGCUAUGUCCAUUAUAAUCCCCUUUUAUUAUUUUCUUGUGGUGUGGCCUUGUGGGGGCAUUUGCCUACUAGACUCUGAUGCAUGGAUGGAGCCUUUAGAUUUUGGCUUGAUUGCCCACUGACCAAUGCUGGACCCCACAGUACAAUUGUCCCCACAACUGGCUUUUUCCUCCUACAUUGACAGUGCAACCAGAUAUUAUUGUCAUUUGUCAAGGCAUUUCUCUCCCAUGUGAAGUUGGGAAGAUGGUCCAAUACGUAUCCAAAUUGGUAUUUUAUUCUUUCAACUACGUAUGCAUGUGUGUAAUCAUGGGUUGUAGUUAAAAGAUCCGUGUGAGAUAUAAUAUUGUUAUCGAUAAAUUUUGGUGUCAAAAUGGGUCCGGCUGAUUUUUAAUUUUUGUUUUAACUUUGAAUUUCAAUAUCAGAAGCAGAACAACUAGUGAAUUAGUAUGCGUUUACUUUUUGAUUCGUAUGUUAGGGAAUGUAAUGAUAUGUUGGUGAGGCACUUUAAUUUUAUUAAGUUCUGGUGUUAGGCACUUAGAAAAAUUUCGCAGCUUGAUUUUUCAAAGUGCACUGCCACAUUGGAACCAGUCGCGGUUUAACACAACCGGUUGCAGUCCUUGUUUGCCAAAUUUUGUUUUUUGAAGAAAAUCUCACUGGCAUAGAGAAACUGGUCGCGUGUCAAUGGAGCCAGUUGCACUAUUGGUUUUCAAAAUAAGUUUUUGAACUUUAACACAGUGGUCAAGUGGAACCAAUUGCGCCUAAAUGGAACCGGUUGAGUUACCCUGAAACCAAUAUGGUAAUUGCAAUUAUAUUCCAAUUAGGACUCUUUUUUUAUCAGAAUUUUGGGAGACUUUUAUGCAUGAAUUAAACUUGUUUUCCAAAUGUUUUUAGGUCUUCAAAAAAACUAUCUAAAUACCUUGUCUCAGGAUUUUCUAUGGCUUUUACACAUAAUUUUUUACAAUUUUUAGAGAGCCAAGUUUGUGAGAUUUUUUGAGUGUUUAUUUUUAUUUUUAUUUUUAUUUUUUUCCUAAAUGGAUGAAAAUUUUAUAGAUACAAACAAUAUAGUACAAGAGGAGAAGUGAGGGCAUACCCUCACAAACAACACGAACUCCUUAGAGACAAAUAACUAGAACCCUGGGCAUACAAGGAAGAGAACCAGUUACAGAAUGUCUUCGAGACAUACCCCCAUUACAUCCAUUACUUCUCACAUAAUAUGCUUAACCAAAAUUCUAGAAUCCCUAAUAAUAUCAUAAUGUUGCCUCGCAUUCCUUUCCAUCCAUAGAAUUUAAUUGUUUAUUUUUUAUUUUUUUAUUUUUCAUAAUUGAGUUUGUACAUAUUAUACACACGAGUGAUUUAGGAUAUUGUUUUCUAUUUGAUCAGAGUCCAAAUAAUUGAAAGUACAUUGAUAUCGUUAAGAAAAAGUAGAGCUUCUAUUAUUCUUCAUCAAAAUCAGAUUUGAAGAAAGUGAGGAAGCGAUCGCACUUUGAAGGGGUCAAAGUAUUUGCAGAGUGUUGUUUGAUCUACAAUAAUCAAAGGAGUAAACCUAAAGUCAAGAGCUGUUGAAUGGGGGAGUCGAAAGCCAAAGACGAUCAACAAUUAUUGGUUCUUGGUAGAGUGAGAAGGAGUGAGUCUGAGUCGAAGUUCAUUGUACUUUGCUUCAUACAUAGUGGAUCAUUUUGCUUGGGACAGCGUGAAAGUCUCUGAGAUUUUUCCAAUUGGUUUUCCUUGUUAAAAAUUGCAGUGUAUCUUAAACUUUACUCUACAUUCCUUACACUUAUUCUU